AAUAUCUUUAAAGAUAUUUCUCAGAAAGUGACGUGGCAUUUUCUCUAUCUCUACCAAACUAUCCACACUACCUUUUCCUCUGCACUUUUCCGUGCCACGCCAUCUCAUUCGCCUAAAAAAUAUCUUCCCAGCGCACUCUCCGAGUAGCUUCCAAUCUCCACCGUCCAUUUUAACAUCUCUUUCAACGCCUCAGAUCACCACCGUCCCUUUCCCCUUCUCGCGUCUCAUUAAUUUCACCACUGACAUACAAAACAAAGAAGUCUUUCACAGUCUUCUUGUCGGAAACUCCACUCUCUCUCUCUCUCCUCAUCUCAUCGCCGGCGUUGCUACGGAUUCUUGAUUUCAAUACUCACCGUUAGUUUUUUUUUGACGUUUCCAUGGCUAAACGAUUAGGUUUGGGGAUUAAAAGAGUAACCUUUGUCUUGUCGUGACAUUAAGUGACUUUUAAGAGACAAAUUAGGCGGCUUUUGUAGGGACACGGUACCGGAACCCUUGUUCUGUUUUUUGGCAAUGGAAGUAUCAUAGCACUGUCUAUUUGUCUGGUUUAUUUUUGUAUUAAACUUUUAUUUUGUUUUUGUUUAGGGAAAAUUAGUCUUUGUGAUUAGUUAUUUUAGUGGGGGGGUUUAUCAGUAAUCUGAUGAUGGAUUUGAACGGGGAGUGUAAGGGAGGAGAUGGGUUUAUUGACAGAAGCAGAGUUAGAAUUUUGCUUUGUGACAAUGAUUCCAAGAGCUUGGGAGAUGUUUCCACCCUCCUUUCACAGUGUUCUUAUCAAGUGACUUCAGCGAAGUCAGCAAGGCAGGUGAUUGAUGCACUAAACGCAGAGGGGCCUGAUAUCGAUAUAAUACUUGCGGAAAUUGAUCUUCCCAUGGCCAAGGGUAUGAAGAUGCUGAGGUACAUCACUCGAGACAAAGAUCUUCGGAGAAUCCCUGUCAUAAUGAUGUCGAGGCAAGACGAGGUACCUGUUGUGGUGAAGUGCUUGAAGCUAGGUGCAGCUGACUACCUUGUCAAGCCUCUUCGCACCAACGAGCUUCUCAACUUGUGGACACACAUGUGGAGAAGAAGACGCAUGCUAGGACUUGCUGAGAAGAAUAUGUUCAGCUAUGAUUUUGAUCUUGUGGGAUCUGAUCCAAGUGAUCCAAACACAAACAGUACCAACCUCUUCUCUGAUGACACUGACGACAGAACUAUUAGGUCGCAGAGAGGAGCUUUAAGCCAUCAGGAAAAAGAGUGCCCUGUUGCUAAUGGUGCUGAUAGCACAGCCACUUCGGCUCCUCCUGUUGCUAUUAUAGAGCCUCCAUUGAAUCAUCUUCCUCGGUCUCAUCAUGAGCCUAAUCCAGAGAAAGUUUCUUCAGUGCCAAAGAAGAGUAGAUUGAAGAUUGGAGAGUCCUCAGCUUUCUUCACAUAUGUCAAGUCUACUGUCCUGGCUACCAACCGUCAAGAUCCUCCUCCCCAUGGCAAUGGAAACGGCUCACUUCAUCCAGUAAUGGCGGAGAAGCUUCAAGUGGUGGCCAAUGAGGUGAUCAACAACACCAAACAAACACGUAGAGGUAGAGAGACUGAGAAAAACUAUUCUCAAGGAGAGAACUUACAGAAUGGCGGCGUCACGGAACUUCAUGGUAGGAGUUACCAAGAAAGGAAUAUGAAUACUUCCCAGGUUGCUAUGAACAGAAGCAAGGACUCAUCUCAAGUUGCUGCACAAAAUGCCUAUCCUUACUAUAUGCAAGGGGUCAUGAACCAAGUUAUGAUGCAGUCAGCAGCCAUGAUGCCGCCUCAGUAUGGUCAUCAUCAACAUCCUCAUUACCCACCUAAUCAUCUCAAUGGAAUGUCAGGAGCUCCUUAUUACCACCACCAUCCCAUGAACACAUCGUUACAGCACAAUCAAAUGUCACAGAAUGGUCAGAUGUCUAUGGUUCAUUAUCAUCCGCCAUCUAACGAGGUGAGAGUGAGUAAACUUGACAGAAGAGAGGAAGCUUUGCUUAAAUUUAGACGUAAAAGGAACCAAAGGUGUUUUGAUAAGAAGAUUAGGUAUGUGAAUAGGAAGAAGCUUGCUGAGAGGAGGCCGCGUGUUAAGGGUCAGUUUGUUAGGAAAGUGAACGGGGUGAAUGUUGACUUAAAUGGGCAGCCUGACUAUGAUGACGAGGAAGAGGAGGAUGAAGAAGAAGAGGAGAAUAGGGACUCAUCUCCUCAGGAUGAUGCUCAGGGAACUUGAGAAACAUUGAGAACUGAAACCUUAUGUGGGUGUGGUUUAGUUAGUUGAUAAACAUAAGAUGUGUUUGACCAUGUUCACUCACAUUCAAUGAGUAAGUAAGAUGUAUAAACUUGUAAGAUGUAUAAACUUUUCUUCACCUUCCAGCAUCAUUUCCUUGAAUCUUGUU
Brassica oleracea var. oleracea is the source of this 2375-nucleotide messenger RNA. Its product is annotated as two-component response regulator-like APRR1. Gene Ontology annotation, biological process: phosphorelay signal transduction system; cytokinin-activated signaling pathway. The record is from RefSeq and is a predicted model, not a curated record. Bases 638 to 2209 code for a protein of 523 amino acids. Gene Ontology annotation, molecular function: protein binding. The transcript has 6 exons. NCBI's taxonomy places the organism in Eukaryota, Viridiplantae, Streptophyta, Magnoliopsida, Brassicales, Brassicaceae.